AUCAUUUCGAUCAACGUUCGCAUUGUUCAUUCUUCGAUUCUUGUUUAUUCGAAUGCCAUUCCGAUGUGACUCACGUUCUUGAUUAAAAUAGUAUAAUUAUUUAAUGCUUCAGACAUCUAAGAAAGUAUUAUACAAUGCGGAGUAAACCUAUAUCGAAUUGCAAUAUUACGUUGGCCUGUAUUCCGGCUUGAGCCCUAUAUACCAUCAUCUGUUCUGACAAUGGCGGUUUGUGACCAGUCGAGAUCUAGUUGUAGAAAGUGCGAGCUGUCACGAUGAUUUCGACAUGAAAUUGGUACGAGGAAAUAUUGCGGAUACAAUCAUCCUUUUUCCAUAGCUUCGAAAAAGACGCCACAACAUGCCUUAUCUUGCCAGUCUAAAAGGAAAACAAUUUCUAUUUGGCCUUCUGCUCGUGAUUUCCGUGAUGUUGUACAUUAUAAUGGGAUCUCCUGUGGGUCUAGUGUGGCCAUUUUCAUAUGUUACAGAUCGAGACGAACAGACUAGUCUGUGGAACUUCAGAGAUAUCGGGCAACAGCAGCUAUAUCUUUAUGACACCAUACUGGAAUAUCCGUGGAAAUCAAAUAGAACGAGGAGAGAUCAUUUUAGACAAGAGCUCGCCAACUAUCGUUCUGAGCUGAGCAGCAGCUGGUCAGUUGUUCUACAUCAAGAGAAUGUUACCAUAAAGGAUCAUGACAAAUAUGUCUUUCAUGACAAUUACAAUGGAAUAUCACCCGAACUAUACAAACUGCUCCCGAAGAAAACCCCUUUAUUACAUGGGAAGAGAUACCGUUCCUGUGCAGUUGUUGGCAAUAGCGGAACAAUUCUACAUAGUGGAUGCGGAAAAGAAAUAGAUAUGCACGAUUUUAUAUUCAGGUGCAACAUACCACCCUUGAUGCCGUUUGAGCGAGACGCUGGAAUAAAAAGUAAUUUUUCCACGAUGAACCCUAGUAUAUUGAGAAAAAGGUAUAACUGGCUCAAGAAUGAGGAACACAUAGAGAAAUUCAAUGAUAUGGUGUCGGAGUAUAGAGGCGUGUUAUGGUCAGUCUGCCAUGCGUUCCAUAUUUCACUAUCUCUAAUGAUGACCGCCAUGAGGAAUUUAAUAGUGGAGAAUUUAGAUUUGGUGUGUGCUAAUCCCAUGCAUGUCCAAGCUGUAACUGACUUUUGGUAUGAGAGAAACCUCCGGGCUCGGAUAUCUACUGGUUUCUAUAUGGUAACGUUAGCCAUUCAGUUAUGUGAUGAAGUAACGCUGUAUGGAUUUUGGCCCUUCUCCGAGCGAUAUGGAGCAAACAAGACCAGUGUAUCUUACCACUAUUUUGAUAAAAGCACAGACAAGGUAGCCAAAGGAGUUCAUAGUAUGAAUAAGGAAUUUGCCUUUCUUAUGCAGCUUCAUAACCUUGGUAUCAUCCGUAUUAAUAUAGGAUCAUGUAAAUAAUUUUAUCACAUCAGCAAUACCUCGUGUUGAGUACUGUACACCUGAGAAUCUGAAAUCCCUAGAAAACCUUAUUGUCAUGCUAUGCAGAAAAAUAGUAAGGACAACAUGACUUGUUUUGCAACAUUCUCUACGGGAUAUGCGUCGACCUGAACAGGGAUGACCGUGUGCUGGUAUACACUAAGGAAAGUAAAAUCGUGGGAGUAUAGCCUGUAGCCACCUGUCCAAUUUAAAUCUUGUCAAGUUCAUAACUAUUGAAUCCUUGAUGACUUGCCGGUUGACCGCCUGGUACACUGCCAUAGGUCUGGUGUUGAUCUAUAGCACCAACACAGAAUCUGAUUCUGGCAACACCAGUUUGGUUUUGACGGCAACACCAAAGAAGUGUUUAAAUAACAUCAGUCAUUAUUAAAAAUGGUGUUGUUUCAACAUUUCUUUGGUGUGAGCUGGUGUUAUAAUAAAUACCGCCUACUUUUCAGUGUAAAUGUGCUGUUAAUGUGAAGAUAGCAGGAAUUCAUCACAGAACCGAGUGUCCCCACUGGGAUCAUGCGCUUAAAUUAAAGGGGUACUCCGGGCUGAAAAUACUUACUGUUUAUCUAAAUAAAUAGAGUAAAAUUCACCACGCAAAAUGCGGAAAAUUUCAAAUAACGAAGUUAUUGACAGUUGAAAGUUUAGCAAUAUUUUGUGAAAAUAUUUCUAUGCUCCUCCUCCUGAAUAUUCAUUAGGUAGGCUGAUGAUGUCCCAUCCCCACUUCUUUCCUUUUUCUUAUGCUAUAUUACGUGAAAUCAUGAUUAUUUGAGUUUUUCCAUACGAGUGUGAAUGAUAAUGUCUCCCUUACAAUAAAGUAAGUUACAGCAACGAAUAUAUAAUGCAUUAAAUCAGUUGUCAAUCCAACCACUUUAUUUUUUGGAAGAAAAAAUUGAAUUAACAUAAUUUCAUAUAAUGAAAUACAAAAGAACAAGUGGGGAUACUACAUCAUCGGUUUGCUCAUUGAAUAUUAAUGAAGACAUGCACAUACUGAGCUGUUUUACCAAAAUAAGGCAAAUCUAUAAAAUGUCAUAACUUUGUUAUUCCACGUCGGAUUUUGAUUAAAUUUCUAGUGUUUUGUUAGAUUUUUUCUUUGAAUUGUUCAAAUAAUAAUUUCAGCCUGGAGUAUCCCUUUAAUUGAUGGAUUUACUUUUUAGUAUAUGGUCAUUUCAAAAUAUAAUUAACGUGUUUGUAUGUCCAAUCCCAAGUUCCUCCUUCCACACUUCAUACCAUUAAAAUCUGUGAAAAUUUAUGAGAAAUACAACCUUUCAUAUGAACUUCAAAAAAAAGACACGUUCAGAAAGGUCCCAUCAGAUAUGUAUUUUUUCAUGUUUUUGCCUGAUGAUCUCAGGCCCUUUUCCAUAUUAUGCUUCCCACUACCCAUUCCAUGCCCUUUCAGGCUCUAUAUAGUAAAACGUGUUUUUUAUCAGGCACUAUUGAUCUUUCAAAGGUCUUUCGACGAAAUUUCAAAGAUCUAUGAGGUCUUUUCGUGAUCCCCAAUUUUUUUUUUAAACGGUUUAAAACAGUCUUUUAGCGGCCUUUCAGGGAAAACGGUCUUUCGGUAGUCUUUCAGCAGUCUUUCAGCGGUCUUUUAAUGAAACUUUCAAAGUUCUUAUCAGCAUUUCCAUGAUCUUUCAACAGUCUCUUUACUUUUUUUUUGGGGGGGGGGGGUCUUUGAAAUUCGGUCUUUUAGAGUUCCUGUCGGUGGUUUAGGUCAGUCUUUCAGAGUUCCUUCAGAGGGCUUUGUUGAUCUUUCAAAGAUCUCUGGCAGUAUAUACGCCAUAAUCAUUCAGUGAUCUCUCAAUGGUCUUACUUGUCUCUCAGUAAACUUCUAGCUGUCUUCACGGUCGUGCGGGAAUCUUGUUAUAAAUGUUGUUUUUUGGUCUUUCAGUGGUUUUUCAGAAUCUUCAGAGCCAUUCUACACAGACAGAAAAUUUCACUAAUCUUGAAAGACCUUGCAAAUGUUCGGUCUUUCAGCGAUCUUUCAAGGGUCUCCGUUCUGUGGAAUGGGGACUUUGGAGAGAAGGGUGUAUACUUUAGAAGUAAAAAAAUGAUAAUUAUUUUACUAAUAAUGAUAAUAGUAAUAAUAAUAAUAAUGAUAAUAAUAGAAAGGAUUUAUUGUGCGCCAGAUCUACUCUACAGAGUGCUCAUGCAAGGAGCAACAAAAGAAGAAAGACACAGGGAGAGUAUGCAAUAUGGAAUGAUAAAUUAAAGAACUUGAGGAGUAAUAAGCUAUAUUAAGAGUAGAAAUAUUGAUUACAAUAUACCCUAUUUAAAUCAUGUUCAGGCUUUCUUUUUGUACGAUACGAUUUUAGUUGAUUUGUGAAAAAUGUUUGCGAGUCAUUUUAGAGUAAAGAUAUAUAUAGCACAUUUGAAAAUCUUGCCCAGCAGACCUGAAAUAAAUAUUACGUUGCCCUUGGUAACAUAAAAUUUUUACAACAUGGCACAUUUGGUGUCUUUUUUAAAAUAGGUUUUAUUUUUGGAAAUGUAUGAAAUGAAUGGGAAAUAAAAUGUAAUUAAAAGAAAUAAUCGGUAAAUUCGACAAUACUAAAUGUAUUCUAAUUUGUUUUAUGGGAUAUUUUCCUUUUCAUUUACUCAUGAAAGAUAUUUGUAUGUGUAUUUUCUUAACAUUACAUUUUGUUUUUCAUUUUCCUUGCCAUCAAUUGAAAACGUAUAGGGACAAUUUUUAGCAGUGACUAAGAAGUUGUUAGGUCGUUAAGUAAGUGAGAUCAUGAUCGUAAAAGUUAUCAUUGUCAAUUUCUGAUGUACAUGUAGUAAUAAUUGUAAAAGGUGUAUGCAAUCUUUUCAAAAGAUAUGAUAAUACUACCUAAGUGGUAUUUCUGCUGCAUAUAUAUAUAUAUAUAGUGUGUGUGUAUGUGUGUUUACACAGGCGUAUCCAGGAUUUUGCACCCUGGGGGCCCGACCUAAUUUUGGCGCCCCUGUGAACUUUUCAGAAAAUUUUUAUAUUCUGACCUUAAAUUUUGACAUUCUAAGCACUUUAUCUAACCAUGAAAGGAUCGUCACCUUUCUAAACAAUUGAUGCGAGCGCGAAGAGCGAGAUGAAAUUUAUUGAUAUUCUGACCUAAAAUUUAGACUUUCUAAGCACUUUUGGUAAUCAUGAACAGGAUGGGCAUCUAACCAUAAGCAUUUGAUGCGAGCAAACAUGAGUUUGACGCCCCCCAUGUGAAACAUGAAUUUGCCCCCCCCCCCCCCCCGUCAAACAUCAAAUUGGAGCCCAAAAGGUCGAAUAUGAAUUUGGCGCCCCAUGAAAAACAUCGAAUUGGCGUUCCAAAGGUCGAACAUAAAUUUAGCACCCCCCCCCCAGGUUGAACAAGAAUUUGGCGCCCCAGGACAAACAUCAAAUUGGCGCCCCUAGGUCGAACAUCAAUUCAGCGCCCCCUAUAUCGAACUUCAAAUAGGCGCUCCUAGGUCGAAUAUCGAUUCGGCGCCCCCCCCCCCUAUAUUAUGUUGAGCAUCAAUUCGGCGCCCCCUAUAUCGAACUUCAAUACGGCACCCCUAGGUCGAACAUCAAUUUGACGCCCCCUCGAUUGAACAUCAAUGCGGCGCUCCCUAUGUCGAACAUCAAUUCGGCGCCCCUAGUUCGAACACCAAUUCGGCGCCCCCGAGGUCGAAGAUAAAUUCGGCGCCCCCUUGGUCGGCACCCCUCGGUCGAACACCAAUUCGGCCCCCCCCCCCGGUCGAACAAAUUCGGCGCCCCUAUAUCGAACUUUAAUUCGUCGCCCCCGCGCCCCCCCCCCCCCCUAGGUUGAACACCAAUUCGGCGCCCCGUAGGUCGAACAUCAUUCAGCGCCCCCUAUAUUAUGUCGAACAUCAAUCCAGCGCCCCCCCCCCCCUAGGUCAGACAUCAAGUCGGCGCCCCCCAUGUCGAACGCCUAAUCGGCGGCGCCCCCCCCCCAUAUGUCGAACAUCAAUUCGGCGCCCCUAAGUAAAAAAUCAAUACGGCGCCCGACCCCCCCCCCCCCCCGACCCCUUCUAUUUUGUUUUCUUCUUUUCUCCCCCUUUUUUUCUUUUCUUCCUUUCUUCUCCCCUUUUUCUUUCCCUCUCUUUUCUUCCCUUAUUUUGGCGCCCCCUUUUUUGCCUACCCGGGGGGCCCGGGCCCCAAAAGCCUCCCCCCGAAUACGCGCAUGUUACAUUGAAUCUCAAUACUUCGCCAAGAUGGAAAAAAAACAUUAAAAAAUGUCUCCCUACAAUAAUAAUAUUUACGUUUUAUUUUUGCAACUUGUUUAUUUAUAUUUUAUCAUUAGCAAUGCUUAGAUAUUUCUAUCAUUCCUUUCUCUGAUCAACGUGCAAGUGUCAUCUGGGUUUCGUUACACACAAGCACGGAGAUCAAUCAUAAAGGUUAAAUUGUGAACCUGUCAGAAUUAUUGUUUCAAAUCUGCAAUUAAUGUCAUCCCUUGUGUCACGGGGACCAGGGAUAAAAAAAAACUGAAAUAUUUAGUCUUAGAUCAGUCAGGUCAUAUGACCUCUAAACACAAUUGCUAUAAUAAUGUUUCAUUGUUUUUAUUAAAAAAAUUGUUUAUAUAUAUAUAUAUAUAUGUUUAACUAGGGUUAAACCUAUAUUGGUACGUAAUGUGCGUGUGUGUGUCAGUAUGUUUAGCCUAUUCAAAAUUUCAUUUAAGAUUAAAGGAGCAAUCAUCACUGAUGACCAUUUCUUACGAGCUUAAUCAAAACCAAUGAAAUUUUGAUGCACAUAAUUUACCACAGGAUAGGAUCACCAGUCGUUCAUAAAAUCACUCGUACAUAAAGCUGUUCGUAAAGUUAAGCCCGGCUCACAUUAUCGUUGCGAUCCGAAUUUCAUAUUAAUUGUGAUAACAUUUGAUAUGGAUAUUCCAACUAAUAAAAUAUUACGGAUCAGAGUUCAGAAUAGUACCGUAGGACUACUGACAUCGAAGUUCAGUCCAUUUAGAGCCUCCCUGAAUGAAUAAAAACAAAUUCAAUUCCAAAUCGUAAUGACGUCAUCAUCGGCUGCGACUUGAAGCCGAUUUGGACGUUACUCCGACAAUAGGGCUUGCCGCAAAGUAAAGGUAUGAUUUUAGUUUUCCUAACAAUAUGCCAACUUUAAAUAAAAUAAUUUUACUUCUUAGAACUUUCAUAUUUAAUGCAAAAUGCGAUUUCUUGAAAAAUCGCGUCGCACCGGAUCGCAUAGUGUGAGACAGGCUUUACGCACGACUGGAACAUGUUCUUCGGUCAUAUUAUAUCAGGGGUAUCAUAUUUUAGCACAAGAAAGGAUUACCAGUCGUGCGUAAAGUCAUUCGUAUCUUACGAACAGCUUUAUCAAACACCCACCCGGUCAGCAGGGCAGGGGCUGAAAUCUCUCCCAAAAGGUAGGGGGGACAAGGGGCUGAGAAAAAUUUGCCAAGCAAAACAAAUAAAAAAAGGUUAUCACCACAAAUUUAAGGUCAUUUGGACGAAAAUAAAUUUGACAAGCAAAAAAAAAAGGGUUAUCAUCCCAAAAGUAGGGUCAUCUCGUCCUAAAAUACAUGUUUUAUUUCGAUUUUGAAUGAUGUAUUUAUUACCAUCAUAAAAGACCAAAAAUAUUAGGGGGGACAUUUGAUAUUGUAUCCCCCCCCCCCUACUAUUUUGAGUAGGGGGGAAACGUCCCCCCUGGGAUUUCCGCCCAUGCAGCAGGGGCUGUUGUAGGAAGAGUUUUCUUUAGACAUAAUUCAAAAUAAUGAAGUGCAAGUCCCUAAUACGAUCGUUUCAUUGGUUGAAAGUCAAGUUGCGAUUGAUGUUAGGAGUUGCAUUUGAUCACAAUAUUUUCUGCAACAGGCCCUAGUUUAUACAUUGGUCUCGCCAUCUGAUGAUCUGCAUGAGUUCAAAACCAGGUUUAUGAACAAGACUAUAUCUUGCAAGGUCCACUGUUGGUUGGUAUACCGGUGGCGGGGGGAUGGGUUUAUGGGGGCUACAGAUGUAUAGGCCCUAUAAUAUGCCUAAUGAUUUGAUGUUAUCUUCUUUCAGAAGAGAAAAUAAAAUGAACUUAAAUUACUAGAUUUAUAUUCCACCCCGACAAAAAGUGUAUUUGAAUGAAAAGAUAAGUUGAGGAAGUUAUGUGAUAACCAGGGAGAUGUACAGACCUGAGCCCUGUCUCACAAAGAUUUACAAUUGAUUCGAUCAAACUCAUCCCUGCCAUAAUUUUUCUCACAUAAAAUUUGCACAAUGUCCUGUGUAAACAAAAAGGAUAUCACACUGAGUUUUCAAGAAAACUAUAUGAAUAUACAACAUUAUCUAGAAAACAUGCACAAUUAAAAUGUUGGGCAACAUACUGUCCACUGUCUUGGGUAAUGUAUAUUGGUAAUAUAUAUAUAUAUAUAUAUAUAUUCUGGGCAAUCAUUAUCCAAUUGAGCAAAUUUAUUUACAAUUUACAAUUGAUUCGAUCAAACUCAUCCCUGCCAUAAUUUUUCUCACAUAAAAUUUGCACAAUGUCCUGUGUAAACAAAGAGGAUAUCACACUGAGUUUUCAAGAAAACUAUAUGAAUAUACAACAUUAUCUAGAAAACAUGCACACUUAAAAUGUUGGGCAACAUACUGUCCACUGUCUUGGGUAAUGUAUGUUGGUAAUAUAUAUAUAUAUAUAUAUAUAUAUAUUCUGGGCAAUCAUUAUCCAAUUGAGCAAAUUUAUUACCCAAAUAUUAGUUUUUAUUACCCGAUUUGGGCAGAUUUUAACCAAUAGUUGCAUUGUGUGGACAGUAUUUUGCCCAGGGUUGGUUAAAAGUUCGGCAUUGUUCGCCCAACUAUCUUAGAGUGUGUGGAACUAACAUGCUUUUUAGAUGAUGACGUUACUGGCUUUCCAUGGUGUGGUCGACUGGAUCAAUCGUAACUCUGUGUAAGAUAAAAUAAUCAAGCUCAAAUCCCUAAUUUAAUAUCCAUGCUAUUUAAUAUGACUGUUAAAACCAAUUAUUAUUAUUAUGCUGCAUCGUGGUGCUUAGAGACUUCCGAUAAAACACUUCCGUGUUUAGACGCUGUGUAAGCAUGGACCUACUAGUAGGUCCAUAGUGUAAGCAAGCACAUUAGCAUUUGUGUAAAAUGUAUGAGAUUAUCUUACAUGAAUCAUGGAGCUAUUAGCUCUAUGCAUGAAUUAUAAUCUUGCAUGAAAACGUUCAUGCGAAAUGUGAUUUACUCCAUUUUAUCCGGCAUUUUAUGCAUGAUGUGACCAUCAAUCGUUUAAAUAAGUGGCUAGAUCGUUUUAUUGGUACAUUAUUGCAAUACAUUUUGGAAAAAUGUCAUUUCUCAAAAUAUAAAGAAUAUAGGCACUGCUCAUGGAAUCAUUCUUUCUGUAAUUGAAUACUUCGGAGGCCAAUCAAAUAUAUCGUCGUCCAAGUAUAUAGUGACUACAUAGUGCAUAAUGUCAAAUGUGUACAUCAAAUACAUUUUUGGUCAUGCGAGAAAGGUAAAAUCCUUUCUAAUAUUUAUCCAAUAUUUAAACGAUGUGCAGUUAAAAAGGGAGGGUGCAUUAUGCAAUAAAAUGUUUUAUGCUAGACUUUAAAUUUAAGCUAACCAUAUAGGGCGUAGUGUAUAGAGAUGUACAUUGAUAUAGUCUAUCAAAAAUGUUUUACUGCAGUUUUUCAUGACUGGUUGGGGCAACCAGAAUAGAUUUCAAAUGGUCAAUUCUAAAAAAAAAAAAACCUCAUCAGUAAAAAUUCCUUCGCACAUUGGCCCAAGCUAUAUUCGACCCCACAUUGAAGCCAAACAAAAUGUAUCCUUGUCUCAUGUUCAAUACUUUUCAAUGUAUCAAUAAGAGACAUUGGCACUAGUGACUUGUUUUAUAUCAUUUUGUAUAUAGUUUUCCUCACUAUAGGCGAUGUUCAGAUUCGCCAACCCUUUUCAUCAAGGUUAGUGUAAUACAACUCUUGCAACUGUUGUAUCGAGGCUUGCAUAUGUUUGCAAAUCUUAACAAAAUAAAUUUGCCUUGACAACAGAAAAAAAUAUAUAAUUAUGUUUUACAACCACUGACAAACAAUGAAGGAACUUAGAGUUUUACAAUGUUCGCUCAGAAUGAUUAAUGACUAACGAGCCUUGUUAUUAUUAUACAUAUAUUGCUUGCCAUUGUUACAUUAUAUACCUGCAUUAAUGUUUGUAUUGUUUAAUUAUGUUAAACAAAUUUUCCACUCUAGAUGACUUUAAUAGUAAAACAAUUUUAAACGACAGUUGAAUAAAUGAUAAAUAACGAUAUUCAAGCUUAUUCGUUUACCAUGUUUACUGUCUCUCGCCAACGAACAUCACUCCCCUGUUUUAUGAACACUUUUUGAACUGAUUGUCCCUCGGCAACUUUUGGCGCAGUUACA
Lytechinus pictus (painted urchin) is the source of this 9753-nucleotide messenger RNA. RefSeq names its product CMP-N-acetylneuraminate-poly-alpha-2,8-sialyltransferase-like. Gene Ontology annotation, molecular function: alpha-N-acetylneuraminate alpha-2,8-sialyltransferase activity. Gene Ontology annotation, biological process: oligosaccharide metabolic process; N-glycan processing. The coding region runs from base 356 to 1429 and encodes 357 amino acids. The transcript is spliced from 8 exons. NCBI's taxonomy places the organism in Eukaryota, Metazoa, Echinodermata, Echinoidea, Temnopleuroida, Toxopneustidae. The record is from RefSeq and is a predicted model, not a curated record.